Messenger RNA from Argiope bruennichi, 703 nucleotides. RefSeq names its product trafficking protein particle complex subunit 6b-like (gene Trs33). The transcript has a single exon. Gene Ontology annotation, cellular component: trans-Golgi network; TRAPP complex; cis-Golgi network. Bases 97 to 564 code for a protein of 155 amino acids. Gene Ontology annotation, biological process: regulation of GTPase activity; endoplasmic reticulum to Golgi vesicle-mediated transport. Lineage: Eukaryota; Metazoa; Arthropoda; Arachnida; Araneae; Araneidae. The record is from RefSeq and is a predicted model, not a curated record.
GGCUGUUGUUUUUGUUUUGGUUAGGGCACAUUUGAUAGUCUGUACCUCUAAUAAAAUUAUUGUCCACAUUUGAUUUUUAAAAAAAUUUAUGCAAGAAUGGCAGAUGAGGUGUUGUUUGAUCUGUUGCAUUUAGAACUUAUAUGUACUUACGCUUCGUCUGCUGAUGAAUGCAAAGAAUUCGAUGUCUCCAAACUAGAAACUAUAGGAUUUUAUACCGGGUAUCGUUUGGUAGAAAGAUUAACCAGAGAAUGGCCCCGAUUCAAAGAUGAAUUGGAUAUAAUGAAAUUCAUAUGCAAGGACUUCUGGUCAAGUGUAUUCAAAAAAGAAAUUAAUAAUCUUCGUACUAAUAAUCAAGGUGUUUAUGUUCUUCAUGAUAACGCUUUCCGAUUUCUAACGAAAGUAACGAAUAGCAGUCAGUUUUUAAGUUCUACUCCUAAAUAUCUGGCAUUUACUUGUGGGCUUGUUCGAGGCGCUUUGAUGAAUUUAGGAAUAACAUCAGUUGUGACGGCUGAUGUUGCAACUCCACCAAGUUGUAAAUUCCAAGUAGUUGCUCAACGAAUGUGAUGAAUUUGAAAUCUUGUCUCCUUAUUGUCAUGUAAGAUUAAUAUGCGAAUUCUGUACAUAUAGAAAUAUAAUUGUAUAUAUUGAUACUUUUUGAAUACCUGUAAUUAUUAUUAUAAAAAUAAAUAUAAGAAUAAACUUA